Messenger RNA from Microdochium trichocladiopsis, 1070 nucleotides. RefSeq lists its product as uncharacterized. The coding region runs from base 135 to 983 and encodes 282 amino acids. The transcript has a single exon. Lineage: Eukaryota; Fungi; Ascomycota; Sordariomycetes; Xylariales; Microdochiaceae. Gene Ontology annotation, molecular function: zinc ion binding; nucleic acid binding; endonuclease activity. The record is from RefSeq and is a predicted model, not a curated record.
CAGCAUCGUCGCGUGUCUUUUAUACGAGAAAGACCCAGCAUCAGUAGACCUCGUGGGCGACCGACCCCCGGCUGGUGAGGAAAUCAUUAACCUGGAGCAGGCAGUUAAUUAAUGCACGGGACCAAGCCGGCGGAAUGAUCCGCGAGGACCAGCAGCACAACUACGACAUCUUCCGCGAGUGCUUCUCGACGGUGCUCAUUGAGAGAAUCACCAGGCACGAGGCUCACGGCAAGAGCAAGAGGAAGAGGGACCGCAGGGCAGCCAAGCCCGGGCCUGAGGACACGCCAGCUAGAGGUCAUGGGGAGACCCCAACGGAGAACCUGGGCUCGCCCGAGGAAUUGGCAGACUUUGUCGACUUCACGGCCGAGCAGACAUUCGAGUACCUGCCCGAGGAGCUCAAGACAGUGCAGCACUACGAGUGGGCCAAGGACGCAGAGAUGCAGGCCCGGUACCAGCCGCCCCUGACCAGCGCAGACAUUGCUGAGCUCAUGCCGUCCCUGGACCCGGCCAUUGAGGAGUCCCUCGCCGCAUAUGGCAUCGUAGAUGGCACCAGUACCAGUGCCAGUGCCAGCAGCAACAGGAUAAGCAACCGGCGCAACCCCCAGGGCCUCGUGCAGGUGCUCGCCCCUGUCCUGUCAGCAUUCAUUACCACGGUAUCAACGCCGCCUCCGCCGCCGAUAUCGACCAAGCAGGCCGCGCAGGAGGCCGGCUGUGAGAUCUGCGGGAGGAACUGGGUGAACCUGACGUACCAUCACCUGAUCCCACGAUUCGUGCACGACAAGGUGGUGAAGCGCGGGUGGCACCGCGAGGAGGACCUCCAGAACGUGGCGUGGCUGUGCGGCGCCUGCCACCGGUUCGUGCACCGCUUUGCCGGCCACGAGGAGCUGGCGCGGCACUACUACACGGUCGAGCUCCUGAUGGAGGAGGAGAGCAUUGUCAAGUGGGCAGACUGGGUGGGCAGACUGAGAUGGAAGGGCCGGUGAUGCAGCGGGCAUGUGCCAUCCUGGGCAUGAUACCUAGCAGAGACAAUGCACCAACAAUCAAGCCACCCGCCCGUUGGACUCACUAGC